This is a messenger RNA of Artibeus jamaicensis (Jamaican fruit-eating bat), 6412 nucleotides long. It is a transcript of the gene XPO6, whose product is annotated as exportin 6. Gene Ontology annotation, molecular function: nuclear export signal receptor activity; small GTPase binding. Gene Ontology annotation, biological process: protein export from nucleus. NCBI's taxonomy places the organism in Eukaryota, Metazoa, Chordata, Mammalia, Chiroptera, Phyllostomidae. The transcript has 24 exons. The coding region runs from base 655 to 4032 and encodes 1125 amino acids. The record is from RefSeq and is a predicted model, not a curated record.
GCCGCAGCCCGGCCGCGCCGUAGGGCCACGCCGGGCGCUCGCCACUUCCGGCGCGUUCGGCUGUUAGUCGGGGGUGGCAGCUCUGUACCAGCGGUUGCCGCAGGAGUGGUCGUGUGCAGGGAUGCUCCGGAGGUCGGCGGUGGCUGCAGUGGGGGCUGAGGCGGCGAGGACAGCGCGGGCCCCUGGGCCUCUCCCAUAAGUCAGCCUCUCUUUCUUGACCGGCCCCUCGGGCUGUGCUGCCGAGGCCCUUUCAGCCUCCGCCUCUUCAGCCUGUAGGCCGGGCCCGCUGCUGCUUCUGAACCCGGAGGCCGGGAAGCCCCUGCCUGGGCCCGGAACCUCCCCUCGGGGGUCGGGCCCGGGCGGGGGGCCCCGAGCUGCUGCCCUCCUUGCCAGCCUCCGAUCCCCAUUUUCUGCUUUUUUUUAGUUAACUUGGAGAGGGGAGGGUGGGUCUUGAUGAAUUGUUCUGGGCUUCCCCGAUGAGGCGGGUCGGGGGGCCGCGCUCUUUUUAGAGGGUCCCCGCGGGGCCCGGGUGGGGAAGCGGUUCUCUUUUCAUGGGCGGGGGACUUCCCGAGACUGCGGGAUCAUGACCUGAACCGUGGGAGCGGGACGAGUCUGAAGCCCAGCUCACCUGAGCCGCCUCUUUCCCCGGCCAGCAUGGCAUCUGAAGAAACCUCCCUCAGGGCAUUGGAAAGUCUGAUGACAGAGUUUUUUCAUGACUGUACAACCAAUGAAAGAAAACGUGAGAUAGAGGCGCUUCUUAAUAACUUUGCCCAGCAAAUAGGAGCCUGGAGAUUCUGCCUAUAUUUUCUCUCCAGCACCAGGAAUGACUAUGUAAUGAUGUAUAGUUUGACAGUAUUUGAGAAUCUGAUCAAUAAAAUGUGGCUUGGGGUCCCAUCUCAGGAUAAGAUGGAAAUCCGUAGCUGUCUACCCAAACUCCUUUUGGCUCACCACAAAACCUUACCUUACUUUAUCCGGAACAAGCUCUGCAAAGUUAUUGUUGACAUUGGCCGUCAAGAUUGGCCCAUGUUCUACCAUGACUUUUUUACUAACAUUUUACAGUUGAUCCAGUCCCCUGUGACAACCCCCCUUGGGCUGAUCAUGUUAAAGACAACUUCAGAAGAGCUGGCUUGUCCCCGUGAAGACCUCAGUGUGGCUCGGAAGGAGGAGUUGCGGAAGCUGCUGCUGGACCAGGUGCAGACAGUGCUCAGCCUACUGACAGGUAUCUUGGAGACUGUCUGGGACAAGCACAGCGUUACUGCUGCCACCCCACCACCGUCCCCAACCUCAGGAGAAAGUGGUGACUUAUUGAGUAACCUGUUGCAGAGUCCUAGUUCAGCCAAACUGUUGAAUCAGCCAAUCCCCAUCCUCGAUGCGGAGAGUGAGUAUAUCUGUUCUCUGGCCUUGGAGUGCCUGGCCCAUCUCUUCAGUUGGAUUCCUCUGUCUGCCAGCAUCACCCCGUCCCUUCUUACCACCAUCUUCCACUUUGCGCGCUUUGGCUGUGACAUCCGGGCCAAAAAGAUGGCAUCAGUUAACGGCAACAGCCAGAACUGUGUGUUGGGUCAGGAACGCGGCCGGCUUGGGGUCCUGGCCAUGUCCUGCAUCAAUGAACUCAUGUCCAAGAACUGCGUGCCUAUGGAAUUUGAGGAGUAUUUACUGCGUAUGUUCCAGCAGACUUUCUACCUCCUGCAGAAAAUCACCAAGGAUAACAAUGCCCAUACGGUGAAGAGCAGGCUAGAAGAACUGGAUGAGAGCUACAUCGAGAAGUUUACUGACUUUCUGCGGCUCUUUGUGAGUGUUCACCUACGAAGAAUUGAGUCCUAUUCCCAGUUUCCUGUGGUGGAGUUUUUGACACUUUUGUUUAAGUACACAUUUCAUCAGCCUACUCAUGAAGGUUACUUCUCUUGUUUGGAUAUCUGGACACUCUUUUUGGACUAUCUGACAAGUAAAAUUAAGAGUCGUCUGGGAGACAAAGAAGCAGUUCUCAACAGGUACGAAGAUGCCCUAGUCCUCUUGCUCACGGAGGUGUUGAAUCGCAUCCAGUUCAGAUACAACCAGGCCCAGCUGGAGGAGUUAGAUGACGAGACUCUGGAUGAUGAUCAGCAGACAGAGUGGCAGCGGUACUUACGCCAGAGCCUGGAGGUAGUGGCCAAAGUGAUGGAGCUCCUUCCCACACACGCCUUCUCAACACUGUUCCCAGUUCUUCAGGACAAUUUAGAUGUUUAUCUGGGGUUACAGCAGUUUAUAGUUACUUCGGGAUCAGGGCACAGGUUGAACAUCACAGCAGAGAAUGACUGCCGGCGAUUGCACUGUUCCCUGAGAGACUUGAGCUCCCUGCUGCAGGCUGUGGGCCGGUUGGCCGAGUACUUUAUCGGAGACGUGUUUGCUGCGCGGUUCAGCAAUGCACUCACAGUCGUGGAGAGGUUAGUCAAAGUCACUCUGUAUGGAUCUCAGAUAAAAUUGUACAACAUCGAAACUGCUGUGCCAUCAGUGUUGAAACCCGAUCUCAUUGAUGUGCAUGCUCAGUCCCUGGCCGCUCUGCAGGCUUACUCGCACUGGUUAGCACAGUAUUGCAGUGAAGCGCAUCGGCAGAACACGCAGCAGUUUUUCACGCUCAUCUCCACUACCAUGGACGCAGUCACACCUCUAAUCAGCACCAAGGUCCAAGACAAGCUGCUGCUAUCUGCCUGCCACCUGCUGGUUUCACUGGCCACCACCGUGAGGCCUGUCUUUCUGAUCAGCAUCCCUGCAGUGCAGAAAAUAUUCAACAGAAUCACCGAUGCCUCUGCCCAGCGACUUGUCGAUAAGGCUCAGGUGCUGGUGUGCCGAGCACUCUCUAACAUUCUGCUGCUUCCGUGGCCAAACCUCCCAGAGAAUGAGCAGCAGUGGCCUGUACGCUCCAUCAACCAUGCUAGCCUCCUCUCUGCGCUUUCCCGGGACUAUCGCAACCUGAAAUCCAGUGCUAUUGCCCCACAGAGGAAGAUGCCACCGGAUGAUACCAAAGUGAUUAUCCACCAGACACUUAGUGUCUUGGAAGAUAUUGUGGAGAAUAUUUCCGGGGAAUCCACCAAGUCCCGACAGAUCUGCUACCAUUCACUGCAGGAGUCCGUACAGGUCUCCCUGGCCCUCUUUCCAGCUUUUAUUCAUCAGUCAGAUGUGACUGAUGAGAUGCUGAGCUUUUUCCUCACUUUGUUUCGAGGCCUUAGAGUACAGAUGGGUGUGCCUUUCACUGAACAGAUCAUACAGACUUUCCUCAAUAUGUUUACCAGAGAACAGUUAGCCGAGAGCAUCCUCCACGAGGGCAGCACUGGCUGCCGGGUGGUUGAGAAGUUCCUGAAGAUCCUGCAGGUGGUGGUGCAGGAGCCCGGCCAGGUGUUCAAGCCCUUCCUCCCCAGCAUCAUCUCCCUGUGCAUGGAGCAGGUGUACCCCAUCAUCGCUGAGCGCCCCUCCCCUGAUGUGAAGGCUGAGCUGUUUGAGCUCCUUUUCCGGACGCUCCAUCACAACUGGCGGUACUUCUUCAAGUCCUCUGUCCUGGCCAGUGUCCAGAGGGGGAUUGCUGAGGAGCAGAUGGAGAAUGAGCCUCAGUUCAGUGCCAUCAUGCAGGCCUUUGGACAGUCCUUUCUCCAGCCUGACAUCCACUUAUUUAAACAAAAUCUCUUCUACUUGGAGACACUCAACACCAAACAGAAGCUGUACCACAAGAAGAUCUUCCGGACCACCAUGCUGUUCCAGUUUGUGAACGUGCUGCUGCAGGUCCUGGUCCACAAGUCCCACGACCUUCUGCAGGAGGAGAUCGGCAUCGCCAUUUAUAACAUGGCCUCUGUGGACUUUGAUGGCUUCUUCGCAGCCUUCCUCCCCGAGUUCCUGAGCAGCUGUGAUGGCGUGGAUGCCAACCAGAAAAAUGUGCUGGGGCGAAAUUUCAAGAUGGAUCGGGACCUGCCCUCGUUCACCCAGAAUGUGCACAGGCUGGUCAACGACCUGCGAUACUAUAGACUCUGCAAUGACAGCCUGCCCCCCGGCACAGUGAAGCUCUAGGCGUGGCCUGCUUUCUGCCCGAGGGACACGGACUGCUGCUGCCGCCACCCACGCCACCUCACCUUCCGCCAGUCGUCUCCCAGACGAGUCUCGGUUACUCCUCGGAUUCUUAACGCCCUGAGCAGCAUCGCCUGCCCCGUGCCCCUCCUCCACGACCCUCUCCUGCUGCCCACCCAGCAGAACUGGCCUCCAGGUGUCUCUCAGCACUGGUCGCAGUGCCCAGGACAUUCGGGGCAGGCGGAGGGUCGUGGGUGGGGACGGGGGUGGGGGGCACCAGGAAAUCCCGUGCGGUGCUUCGUGUACAUCUUGUGUCUAUCAGUCAUGAGACUGAAAUGCCAAGGACAGCCUAUGACAGUGCCACCUUCUCACCAUUCCACCUCCCUGCCCCUCUGGCCUCCGGCUAAGGGGAGACAUGACCAGCCACCACGCUGGGACUGUUUUGGCACUUCCGUCACCGCCCCUCCCCCAGUUGCCUUGAAGUCUCAGCUCUGUGUUAGAGAUUUGCAGACUCAUGGUUUUUUUUGUUCUUGUUUUCUCAUCAUUCCAUUGUGAUACUAAGAAACUAAGAAGCUUAAUUAAAAAAUAAAAUGCUUAUGUUGUUGUUAUAUAAACCCUGGUUAGGGGGCUUCUUCGCAGUCAGAGCCUCCCCAGGGCUGGCACCUGGGCGAGGGGCACCGCUUGGCGGGGGAGGGGGCCCGUGUGUGCCCUGGGAGAGCAGAGGAGGAGGACCGGCCUUCGCAGGUGCUGGCCGCAUCCCACUCUCUUUGAGACAGUGUCACCCUUAAGCUCCGUGAAGACACGGGGUCCCCGUUGCUCAUAAUUAGAGAGUUGGGGGUACUUGGUGUCACUGACAGUCAACCUAGUGGUGGAGGUAGGUGUGCAGUCUGGGGGGGCACCCCUGCACUCAUCCUGGCCCCCCAGCUCUGCACCUCCUCCCAGAGGACGGAUCCCUCCCUAAAGUGCCCAGCCAGGCACUGCCCCUCAGUGGACUGGAGGGAGGUGGCUGUCUCUUGAUGGAUCGUCUGAAAGUGGUGGUUGGGAGGGGAGGGUGGGAAAAGAGGUGUCACUGCGAGGGUGGGAGAGAGGGCCUCAGGGCUUACCGGUGUGUCCAGGGGCUGGGGCCUUGCCCAGCCCUUUGCGAGUGGAAUUGACACAUGUCCUCAGAGUUUCUGGGGUACUGGGUCCGCAGUUCCCCCUGCUUUACAGGCCGGAAUGACUAGACGGCAGGACUGGAGCAGUUCUAACUCGGACUCCCAGAUCUGACAGGAAGAGGUUCGCUCACCCAGCAGUAAGGCUUGUCAGAAGAACUGGGGACGGAGGGGGUUGGGGGCUGAUGGCUUCUACUUGUGGGGUCUUUAUAAGAUCAGUUUGGUGAUGGCGGGCUGGGCGAGUGUGUGUGGGUGUUGCACCCUCUCUGUGUCAGUCACAGCCUCUCAGCUGCCACCAGCCCCACUUCAGAAUCCAGGGGGGAGGAGAUUGAGAGUCCAGUUGCCCUUCUUCAGGAAGGAAUUAACAUGCAGUUAUUCUGGGCAAUGAGUACCGCCCCUCCUGCCUGCUGCAGGGGACCAGGAGUGCUGUUGGUGCCUGAGACUAGGAAAGGGCUUUCCGAAUGGCUGGAGUCGGAGCGGGUGAGGGGACUGGUUUUGUUGCCUGGGGGCCCCCCCACCCUUGGAGAGAACACAGGGCAGGACUUUGGGUGGGGGGAGGAAGGUGGGCUUGGAUGAGGUUUCUGACCCAAGACAGCCGGGCAUGGCCCUGGAGCUCCCAGUGUUCGGAGGUGUGCAGGCAGAGGCCAGGGACCUAGAGAGACCUUCGGUCCAGCUUCUCUUCCGCAGUGCCCUACGCAGGGUCUGGCACAGGAGCAGGCCGUACGCACGGGUGGAGUUGGGUGAAUUCUCAGGCUGUUGACAGACCCAGAAAUGGUCUUAUUCUGAGGAAGUGGCCAAGGGGAAGGGCAAUGGCAGGGGGUUUCCCAUGAGGCGGGCUGCUUUCCCUGCCGCCUUUGAACAUGAGGAGGUUGUCCUGGCUCCACUCCGGUGCCCAGGUCCUGCUUGUGCUCUGGUUUUGCCAGUUACAUCUGCUAAAGGCACAGCUACUGGCCUUGGGGAAGAACCCGAUGAAAUGUCACAGUUUUGAGGCCUUUUCAACCACUGCCUACUAUUGGCCUCAUACGAUGGAGGGUUGACUUUUCUUUUAACAGCUGUUUUUUUCUCCUGACUGUAAAAUAUAGAAGAAUAUGUGAAAAGUGCUGAAAACUGAAAGAGUCAUCCACUCUCACUGCUCAGGAAAAAACCUCUGGUAAUAUUUUGGGUAAAUUUUAUUUCCACAUUUCUUUAUAUGUGUGCAAAUGUGCAUGAUUUUGCCUUUCCCUUUUUCUUUU